CCUAUAGACCAAUAGUGUGGUGAAUUGAACCUUGGACCUUCGGGUUUAUUUCAUGCCCCAAACCUAGCUCAACAUGUUCAAAAUACUAUCAAGGUGGCCACCUUGUCCAAACAGAAAAAAAGAAUGUUUUUCAUGAUGAUGUGAAUUGGAUUAUCAAAUAAUCAAACAGUUGAGAUUGAAUUAUUUGGCACUUUAAAGCAAAAGAAAAUUCUCAGUUUGCUUCAAAUAUGAAUUCUUUUGCUGCAUUUUGUCCAGCUAAAUCUAAUAAAGAGGAGGCAAAUAAUUUUAGAUCAUGAAGAGCAUAGGCACUUGAAAUUCUACUAGAAGUUGUCAACACUGGGUAACAUAGGGCAUUUUAAUGGUAGCUUAUUGUGGACUAAUAAUCCGUAUCUUUUUAUCAGUAAUGAGAUACUGUGUAAAAGGAAGUAAGGUAAAUUAGUAUUAUUGAAGCUGUUUCGAUGGUAGUUACAAGUGAGAUUGUCACUGUGGGAACCGGUACAACUUCUUUAUAAGUUACAUGCAAAUGUUAUUAAUUACUGCUGUGAAUAACAUAUAUUAAGAUUAAUUUUGAAACGGAUGCUGUAAAUGUUUGGCCACUAUAAAUGAAGAAGAACAAAAAAAAGAAAAAGAAAAAAAAGAAAAACAAUAGUCAGAGCCUUGACAGAGGAAGAGCAAACAAUGGCCACCAUAAUCGCUCCCAAGGAAUUUUCCCCGAUUGAAGAUGCAGAGAAUAUCAAGAAGGCUUGUCUAGGAUGGGGAACAGAUGAAAGGGCUUUAAUUUCCAUACUAGGACACAGAAAUGCAAAUCAGAGGAAGCUUAUUGGACUAGCGUAUGAGGAAGUUUAUCAAGAGGAUCUCAUCCAGCAACUUAAAUGUGAACUUUCCGGGGACUUUGAGAGAGCUAUAUGCCACUGGACACUGGACCCUGCUGAUAGGGAUGCUGUCUUAAGCAAUGCUGCACUGAAGAAGGAUGUACCCGAUUACCGGCUAAUCAUUGAAAUAGCAUGCAUUGGAUCUCCAGAAGAGCUCUUGGCAGUAAGACGUGCUUAUCGUCAUCGCUACAAGCACUCUAUUGAAGAAGAUGUGGCUGCUUACACAACUGGUGACAUUAGGAAAGUUCUCUUGGCAGUAGUAAGCGCCUACAGGUAUGACGGGUAUGAGUUUGAUACGCAAAUGGCAGAUUCAGAAGCCGUUAUUCUUCAUGAGGAAAUCCAAGAAAAGGCAUAUAACCAUGAAGAGUUGAUUAGAAUUCUUAGUACAAGAAGCAAGGCACAGCUCAAGGGAACUUUCAACCGCUACAGAGAUAUUCAUGGCACAUCCAUUACCAAGGGUUUGUUGGGCGACCCAACUGAUCAUUAUCUCGCUGCACUGCGUACAACUAUCCGAUGUAUCAGAGACCCUCUGAAGUACUAUGCAAAGGUGUUGCGUACUGCCAUCAAUACGGUAGGAACUGAUGAAGAUGCUCUCAGCCGUGUGAUCAUCACUCGUGCAGAAAAGGAUUUGAAGGACAUCAUGAAAAUCUAUUUUAAGAGAAACAAUGUUACUUUGGAGAAUGCCAUAGAGAGGGACACAUCAGGAGACUACAAGGCAUUUCUUCUUGCCUUAUUGGGGAAGGAUGAGCUUUAGAUUAACUCUGUAACCAAUUUAUUAGUUAAGGAGAUUAAAUUCUUCAACAAGAUAUUCUGCACGCCUUUGGCUU
Messenger RNA from Quercus lobata, 1699 nucleotides. Its product is annotated as annexin D8-like. NCBI's taxonomy places the organism in Eukaryota, Viridiplantae, Streptophyta, Magnoliopsida, Fagales, Fagaceae. Gene Ontology annotation, cellular component: plasma membrane; cytoplasm. Gene Ontology annotation, biological process: response to water deprivation; response to cold; response to salt stress. The transcript is spliced from 6 exons. Gene Ontology annotation, molecular function: calcium ion binding; phosphatidylserine binding; calcium-dependent phospholipid binding. The record is from RefSeq and is a predicted model, not a curated record. Bases 679 to 1626 code for a protein of 315 amino acids.